AUAUAAAUAAAUAAUAAUUGCAAAUCAAUGAUUUCUUCUUAAAUGUGUUUCCGAUUUAAUUACAACAGUUUCGGCAUUUCGUUGAACAAUAACAAAAAAUAUUUUAAGUUUCCAGUUACAGAAAAAAAGAAAAAAAAGUUUAAAUGGCUCUACCUGAGGUACGAAGGUCUUCAGAUCCGCGAAUUGUACGCAAAUUACAUUCAGCAAUCAAAAAAAUUUGUGAGCAAAAGCAAAGUCCUAUAUUUGAAAGAAUUUUUAAAGCUUUAACUAUUGAUAAAGUUCAAGUUACACGUUCGAGAGUUGAGUUGCAAUUAAAGAAUUCUGUUGAUGAUGGGCUUAUAGUAGAAUCUGGAUUUGGUAAAGGAGGUAUUGCAAAUAAAGUUUUAGUUCCAUCAUAUAGAACACCAAGUAUUGAAACAUUUUAUGAGAAUUAUAAAGAUGAUGCUCAUGAUUGGUACUGUUGGGUAUGUCAUAGAGAAGGAGAAGUCUGUUUGUGCUCUAGUUGUCCUCGUGUUAUUCAUAAAAAGUGUGCUGAAUCAAUAUCAGAAGAUUUGGAUGAAAAUUUUGUUUGCUACUGUUGUAAGGAUUUGCAAUCCACCAAGUCUUAUGGAAAAAAAGAAUUAGAUGAAUUAUCAACAAUGUUGAAAUAUACAAUAAGGCGAAUGAAAAGUAAGUGUGAAGAGUUAUGGAAAACCCCAACAGUAGAAGAGGAGCCGACAUACAAGCUUUUUGUUUAUAAAGAUACUAAUUUGUUAGAUCUGGAAAAGAGAGUUAAAAAAAAAGAAUUUGAUAGCUUAGCAAAGUUUCAUUACGAGAUAGAAUGGUUGUUUCAUAAUGCUGUCAUUUUCUAUGGAGGUGACCACAAGCUUGCUACACUAGCACGGGUUGUUGUCCUUGAUGGUCAAAAUGAGCUGAGUCAAAUAGACAUCUGUUCUGAUUGCUAUAUAAUGUCAAACGAGCGUCCACUACACUGGUAUUCACACCCAUGUAAAACACCUCACAAAAUAGUUUAUGCAAAACUGGGUAGCGAUCCACACUGGCCAGCCAAAGUUUUGCGAGAAAAUGAAGAUGGUAGUAGUAUUGAUGUUCGUUUUUUUGGACCACCUUAUCAAAGGGCAUGGAUUCCUUUGCGCAAUGUUCUUGAAUUAAAAGACAAGCCUGUGAAUAAAAAACGAUCAAAGUCUUUGAUGGAAGCAGAGAAGGAGCUUAAAAUUUAUUUGAAGAUUUUAAAAAAGUAUCAAAAUGACAAAAAAUUCCAUCAUAAAAGUAUUUCAGAUGAAUCGGACUCUGUUGAGGAAGAAAUUUCAGACAAUAAAGAGAUACUUGAUCAAUGUUUAAAAAAAAGAAAAUCUUUACAUGAAAAUGAGAAUCUUGAUCAAUGUUUAAAAAAAAAAAAAUCUUCAGAUGAAAACAAGAACCAAUGUUUAAAAAAACGAAAAUCAUCACUAUGUUCUACCAACAAAGAAGAUGACGAACAAUUUCCAAAAACAAAAAAAAAAAAGUCCAUAAAAAGUAAUUUCUUCAGUAAAGAUGAAACUAAAAAAAACCUGAUGUGUUCUUCUAUGAAACCAUUAUGUACUUCUGUAAAAGAAAAAUCAUAUGAUGCAGAAAACAGUGACAUUUGUAAUGAAAUCCUUAAUGAUCAAUUUGCCCAGCAAAUUAAAAUGACUGAUGAUUACAAAAUGAUAACAAAAUUACAAGAACAAAUUAACAAAUAUGAGAGCACAGUAAGUCAGCUCAGAUUUGAUUAUGAAACAGCACAGACAAACUUAGAAUCUGUAAGACUGGAUUUAGCAAUUGAAAAACAAAAAACUGUAAAGUUUCAAGAAGAACUUGAAAAAGGAAAUGAAAUUGGUAUCGAGAAUAUAAAGAAUAAUAUUUUGUUGAAAAAGAAAGAUGAACUGGACGCUGCUCUUCAAGAAGAGAGAAGAAAAAAUGAAGAAAAUCUAAAAAUUUGUUUGAAUGAAGCAGUUACAAAAGAAAAAGCAAAUGCAGAGGCUCAUUUACAAGAAGUUCUUGAAAAAGAGCGCAUUUUACACGAUGAAAAGCUUAAAGGUCUGCAAAGAACAUUUGACAGGUACAAAAUAGAGUGGGAGUUAAAACAUAGUCGAGCUUUGGAAGAAAGUCGUCGUAAACUAAAACACGAAUUCGAUGAUCUGAUGCAACGAACUUUACAAGAAAGUGCUCACUUACAUCAAAGUGAAUUAGAACAUCAUGUAGCAGCUACUAAAAAAAAGUCGUGGUGUUCAAAUUGUUCUAAAGAGGCAUUUUACCAUUGCUGUUGGAACACAAACUAUUGCACGACAGAAUGUCAACGCAUACAUUGGUCCACUCAUAGGUAUCAAUGUACACGUGACUUAACCAAUACAUGUCGCUCCUGUCAACAACGUCAGAACUUUACAUCAGUUAACUAUGCACCACAAGCUCCUAAGUAAAACUUUGUAUCUUGAAAUGCAUUUGUAGAAGAUAUAAAGUAAGGAUAUAUGUAGUAUCAGCGGAAUAAAUUCGAUCGAUUGGAUUUAUGGCUAUUAGCACAAUAGAAAAAGUAUUCUUGAUUGUUAAAAGACUUCAUGGUUAAAACAUCCCAAAAAGUGCGAUGUUUUAACGAAAUUCGUCUAUAUAUAUAUAU
Molecule: messenger RNA, 2629 nt
Organism: Hydra vulgaris (swiftwater hydra)
Lineage: Eukaryota; Metazoa; Cnidaria; Hydrozoa; Anthoathecata; Hydridae
Product: zinc finger MYND domain-containing protein 11
Biological process (GO): regulation of transcription elongation by RNA polymerase II; regulation of signal transduction
Cellular component (GO): nucleus
Molecular function (GO): transcription corepressor activity
Source: RefSeq, a predicted model, not a curated record